Messenger RNA from Schistocerca cancellata (South American locust), 3483 nucleotides. RefSeq lists its product as uncharacterized. The record is from RefSeq and is a predicted model, not a curated record. The transcript is spliced from 3 exons. Bases 240 to 815 code for a protein of 191 amino acids. NCBI's taxonomy places the organism in Eukaryota, Metazoa, Arthropoda, Insecta, Orthoptera, Acrididae.
AUACGUAACUUCUCUCGCAGUGUAGUACCAUCACCCGGCUGCAGUCUCCGCCUUGCUGCAGGACCACUAAUGCUGUUGCCACAAUGUAAUUCCAUCGUGUGACGAACGUAGUCCCAACACAUCUUAGUUCGUCGAAAAGGUCUUAUCUCUAGGAACCCUGUACUCUGCAGUAGGAAGUAGCAGAGCCGUAUAAAGGAGACCACAGUACAGCAACUGUCAAGUUUCCGCCUCCAGCCACAAUGAUGAAGACUCUGGUGAUCGUCCUGCUGUUGGCAGCUGCUGGAUCCGCAACAGUGGCGCAGUACGCACGCUACGAGGAGGUGGUGCGCAACCCCAAGGAAACGGACCUGCUGUACGGCUCCACCUUAGGACAUCGCAAUGAGACGUGGUACUUCACCACCGGAGCCACCCUAACGUCCAUCAUCAUCCCAUCGCAGAUCAACUUCUGCGGCUCAGGUCCAUUGGCGAAUGGAAUGUACGACGAGGCGGUUGACCUUUUCGUGUACGAGACGAAACUCGCGAGCAGUGCGGCCGCGGUGAAGACGUACCUGGUAGCGUCCGGGUCCUUCAAGGGCGCCGCCAGCUACGGCCAGGAGCUGGACAUCCCGCUGUGGAACUCCACGCUCAGUCGUGCUCCACGUGUCCAGAGUUACAUCAACCCCAGCAGCGGCUACAAGUACACGCUCAACAUCGUCUUCAAGACGACCGGCAUAUACCCGUGGUACACGACGAGGUCUCUGUCCACCUACUCCAUCGUCCAUGCUGGGACGAAUGUACCUGGUAUUGCUAUCGGACUGUCGUACGCUCUUGGCUAAAGGGUCAUGCCAAAUCAGGCCGUUACAGUUGUCAAAAACUCUGAUAAUAAAUUGGAGCUGAGCUGCAGACCAAGACAGCAGGCAUAUUUCGAUUGUUUUGUGUAAGCAUUAAGUCUGCUGACCAUGCUGUUUCAUGUAGGAAACCCAAAGCGAACUCCCUUUUCUAUCUGUACUUCAUUAAAAGUUGGUUCCCAAAAAUCUUAUUUUGUGUUCUGUUAUAUCGACAGCAAAUUUCGCCGAAGUGGAAAAUAAAUAUACGAACAGCUACAACAAAGUUGUUCGCUGAAUAUGGUAGUACACAUAUUUCACUAAUUUUCUGUAAUCCAUCCUGAACAACAACAAACAACCAUAGAAAAGAUUUGUUGUUUUGGAAAUAUUUGCAGUAGCUUAGAGCCAUUUUCUACAUACACACAUCAAAAAAAGUUUUGCAUCACCUCGGUUCCGAGAGUUCCGGAACCUGCACAGAAAAUUGGAAUAGAAAUCAACAUAAAGAUCAUUUCCGCCCUUUUUAUUGCUCACGAAAACCACACACUGCAUGUUGUACCACCAUACAGCGAGACCUUUAGAGGUUGUGGCCCAGAUUGCUGUACACACCGGUGCCUCUAAUGUCCAGUAGCAUGUCCUCUUGCAUUGAUGCAUGCCUGCAUUCGUUGUGGCAUACUAUCCACAAGUUCAUCAAGGCAAUGUUGGUCCAGAUUGUCCCACUCCUCAACGGCGAUUCGGCGUAGAUCCCUCAGAGUGGUUGGUGGUUCACGUCGUCCGUAAACAGCCCUUUUCAAUAUAUCCCAGGCAUGUUCAAUAGGGUUCAUGUCCGAAGAACAUGCUGGCCACUCUAGUCGAGCGAUGUCGUUAUCCUGAAGGAAGUCAUUCACAAGAUGUGUCGAUGGGGGCCCGAUUUGUCGUCCAUGAAGACGAAUGCCUCUCCAAUAUGCUGCCGAUAUGUUGCACUAUCUGUCGGAGAAUGGCAUUCACGCAUCGUACGGCCGUUACGGCGCCUUCCAUGACCACCAGCGACGUACGUCGGCCCCACAUAAUGCCACCCCAAAACAACAGGGAACCUCCACCUUGCUGCACUCGCUGAACAGUGUGUCUACGGCGUUCUCCUGACCAGCUUGCCCCCAAACACGUCUCUGAAGAUUGCCUGGUUGAAGGCAUAUGCGAGACUCAUCGGUGAAGAGAACGUGAUGCCAAUCCUGAGAGGUCCAUUCGGCAUGCUUUUGGCCCUAUCUGUACCGAGCUGCAUGGUGUAGUGGUUGCAAAGAUGGACCUCGCCAUGGACGUCUGGAGUGAGGUUGCGCAUCUUUCAGCCUAUCGUGCACAGUUUGAGUCGUAACACAACAUCCUGUGCAGCACGGAAAGCACUAUUCAACAUGCUGGCGUUGCUGUCAGGGUUCCUUCGAGCCAUAAUCCGUAGGUAGCAGUCAUUCACUGCAGUAGUAGCGCUAGGGCGGCCUGAGCGAGACAUGUCAUCCACAGUUCAUGUCUCUCUGUAUCUCCUCCAUGUCCGAACAACAUCGCUUUGGUUCACUCCGAGACGCCUGGACACUUUCCUUGUUGAGAGCCCUUCCUGGCACAAAGUAUCACUGCAGACGCGAUCGAACCACGGUAUUGACCGUCUAGGCAAGGUUGACCUACAGACAACACGAGCCGUGUACCUCCUUUCUGGUGGAAUGACUGGAACUUAUCGGCUGUCGGACCCCCUCCAUCUUAUAGGCGCUGCUCAUGCAUGGUUUUUUACAUCUUUGGACGCGUUUAGUGACAUCUCUGAACAGUCAAAGGGACUCUGUCUGUGAUACAAUAUCCACAGUCAACAUCUAUCUUCAGGAGUUCUACGAACUUGGAUGUUGCAAAUAUUUUUUUGACGUGUGCAUAUUCGUUACAAAAAAUUGCCUCUUGUGUCUAUAAGCAGGGUAUGAUAAUUAUUUGUUCACAAUGGCUUAACACUUAAGAUAAACCUAUCACCAAAUUUAAUCCAUACUUAUAAUAUAAUCUGACUGAAACUAAUGAUCUGUAAUCGCUACUUUGCAGCAUUUUGAGAUAAGCUGUUAAACGCAGUCCACAGAAGGGUAUUAGGUGAAAUUUACAGUAGAGUACUGAAUGGAAUUUCUCUUUAAAUUUGCAAGGUAGUGCCCAUAAACAGGUGAAAGAAAAAAAUAUUAUACCGACAUUGAAAUGAUCUCCUUCGCAGUAUCAGUGAACUGAAUUACAGCUAUAGCUUCAAAAUAAAUCUAAUGAUCUACCCAGUGACAACUAAGCACCCUUCUUCCCGAAAAUCCAAAAUCCAUAGCUGUAACAGCGAAUCAAGAUUUACCUCCCUUGGUACUCGCUACGUCACUUAUUCCAGUUUUGUUCCCGAACUGACGAUUGGAUUUUCGUAUUCGCUUGUUGCUACUGAACCUACUGCUAUAUUGUUUUCAUUAAUGAUAGUAGUAUCAUUGUUCAUUUCUAGCCAGCAGCGAUAAUUACAAAUAGCUUUUGAUAUAUGAAGAAUGAUUCUUGCAGUUCCGUUACUACCAUUAUUGUUAGUAAUGUUAUUUAUAGAAUUUUACUUAUUAUCUUAUUAAAUUGAACUAAGAUGCAGAAAAUGUACGGAUGAAACCCUGGUCUGAUGUAAAAGAAAGUCUGAAGGCUCUAAUCUUAUCAGAUUAAACAAAUGAGUAAAAUAUUA